AUGUUUCACCUGUAUUCACGACGUUCUUCCACGGGCACUUACACGACGAACAGCAGUUUCACGACAACGACCAUAACCGAUGAAGGCGAAAUAGAUGUAUUAUCUUUGUAUUCAAUCAGUUUUCAAAUUGAUAUUACAGAACAAGACGAUAAUUCAUAUUACGAUGACUAUAAUGGCGUGAAUUCUGACGUCAACGAGAUAGAGAAUGAUGAAGAAGAAUCUUCGACAUGGAAAAUCAUUCUGAUUUGGUUUUUGAACUAUUUAAAGAAAUUUGCUAGUGGGCAUGAGAUGCGACCGAAACGAAUUGCCUGGCAUGAAUAUAUUUGGAGUUUUGUUGGCUCGUUUCUUGGCAUUCUCAUCGUUGCUCUGAUGCAUUAUCGCCUUCUCAUACCUCACAACUUGAUGUUUCUGAUUGGAUCGUUUGGUGCAUCGGCUGUGCUCAUCUACGGUGCGCCGCAAUCACCUCUUGCACAACCGCGAAACGUCAUUGGUGGUCAUUUUUUCUCGGCCGUAGUUGGCUGUACAUGUCGUGUAGCCUUUGAUCGUUUUGAACAUUCAGUCACAGUUGCUCUUGCCGUCGCAAUAAGUAUCGUCGUAAUGCAAUUUACCGAAACGGUCCAUCCGCCAGGUGGUGCCACGGCACUGAUUGCCGUCACAACUCAACCAGAAUUGCCAUGGGCAAAUUUCCUCUAUAUAUUCAUGCCAAUUCUGACAGGUGCCGUAGUUAUGUUAAUUGUUGCGCUUCUGGUCAAUAAUCUUUCGAACUACCGGACGUAUCCAUCUUGGUGGUGGUGA
Messenger RNA from Adineta ricciae, 795 nucleotides. The record is from the annotation of a GenBank genome assembly. NCBI's taxonomy places the organism in Eukaryota, Metazoa, Rotifera, Eurotatoria, Adinetida, Adinetidae.